Molecule: messenger RNA, 2121 nt
Organism: Fonsecaea multimorphosa CBS 102226
Lineage: Eukaryota; Fungi; Ascomycota; Eurotiomycetes; Chaetothyriales; Herpotrichiellaceae
Exons: 1
Coding region: 1-2121 (706 amino acids)
Biological process (GO): DNA-templated transcription; regulation of transcription by RNA polymerase II
Cellular component (GO): chromatin
Molecular function (GO): RNA polymerase II cis-regulatory region sequence-specific DNA binding; DNA-binding transcription factor activity, RNA polymerase II-specific; zinc ion binding
Source: RefSeq, a predicted model, not a curated record
AUGGCGGACCAUCUACCACCGAACGUGUGCCCGACUUGUUCCAAGUCAUAUAAACGACCCGAGCAUUUGCGUCGCCACCAAAUUUCGCAUAGCGAUGAACGGCCAUAUGUGUGUGUCCUCUGUCGGAGCACUUUCCAGCGCUCCGAUGUGCUCAAGAGACACCUCAAGACCUGCGAUACUCUCGCUGAUGCCACGUCGAUUUUGUCAGAGCCUCACCCCAAGAGGCUGGCCUUGUCACCAUCCAACCGACCAGAAGACACAGCGGAGUCGUUCUCAUUUCCACCCGCCGCGCAGUCUGGGCUUCCUACUGGAGACAAUCAAGCACAAUCUCCUGUUGAUAUGCCUGAGGACUCUUUCGAACAUAUCACUGGAUGGAUCUCCUGUGGUCUUUCGCCAAACUAUGGGUUCGAGGGCCGGUCCGACGUCUGGCAGGAUUUUUUGAACUUCACUUCAGGGACGCAAACCCCUCACGCAGGCCUCGAGGGGGCAGACGACGACCUUGGCUCUUUGUGCUUCCUGGAUACUUUCACCAGCACGACAGGGUUCGUGUCUUCGUUCGACUGCGGGACAAUCGAGCAGCGCCGCCGAAUCAAUGCCUACUAUUCCAAUGCGACAACAGUGGCGGGGUUUGAGAGAUCUCCAGCACAGCUUGCACCGGAAGACCCACCUGGCGUGUACGAAGACGAGGCAGGCUGCUAUGAAGCCGAUGAAACACACCAAUCUGGGACCACCUUGAGUCGCUGGCUCUCAGACCCGUUAUCUUUCAAGUGUCAUGAAAUAGUCACUUCGAUCAGAGAUGUUGUGCUGCACAAGUCAAGGAAGAGCUACAUUACACUCUCUUGGUCGCCCAGCAUACACGAGACGUGUGCCCAAUUCUUCUCCCCGACAAAUGUCCGGCGGUUUAUGCAAUUAUACUGGGCGAUCUGGCACCCUAAUGUGAAUUUCGUUCACAAGCCGACGUUCGACCUGAUGAACGCUAAAGCCGAGCUUCUUGCGGCUAUGUGUCUGAUCGGAGCCUGUGUUUCGCCCGACCAGACCGACGCCGAGAAUGCGAAGAGAUGGUUUAACUGUGUCGAAGAAGUGGUAUUCGACGAUGAGGAUUUCUGUGACGACCUGGCUCAUACCCUCUCCCACGCCACGAGCGACAUGCAGCGGCGCAAGCGAAAGGUCGGGGCUCUCCAGGCCUCGUUCAUGGUCUGCCUCUUUCAGAAUUGGGAGGGCACGACUUCCAGCAAGCGACGUAUCCGGCGGCAACGCUUCAGCAUGGUUAUCGCGGCAGCGAGGGACGUUGGGAUCCACAGAGCCCGGCAUCCCGACUAUGGUCAGAUGGACCUUUGCGACUUCUCCUUCGACACCUUUGCCAUUACGGAGGAGUUAAUCCGGGUGCUUCUGUGGGUGUUCCUCCUCGAUACGGCGUUCGUCAUCUUCAACAACUUGCCGCCACGAAUGGUCAUCCGGGAAAUGAGAAUGAAUGCCGCAUGCUCCGAGGAAUGUUUCCAGGCCACCACAGCCGAAGCAUGCUUCAAGACUCUGCAGCAACAACAUCAAGCCGACUUGCUAUGGCGGCCAAAGGUGGCAGACAACUUCACCUGCGCUUUCGAGCUUCUGUACCGCACCGACUUAGAUGAGAGUCUCAACGUGGCGCUGGCUGAUCUUGGACCUCUCAACCUCUUCGCCAUGACGUCGGCGUUGCAUUCUCUGAUUUUCCACUACCAGAGCUCCUUCAGCUGCCACGGCUCGCUCGAUCCGAUCCACAACGCUCUGCAAUCCUGGAGGAGAGUGUGGCACGUGUACCUCGUCCGCUUCUCGCGUGAAUCGCGGCAUUCCACCGUCAAGCAUGACAUCGAUCUUCUCGCGCCAGACGACAUGUGGAGACGUGUGGGCUUCAUGCGCCACGCAAACGAGUACUGGUACCUUGCCAAUCUCAUGGUCGAGCGUCUCUCUGCGCCGCCACCUGCUGGAGCCACGCAGGCCGCCGUGGAGGCUUCGGGACAGGCACAGAGUCCCUUGAGUGCUUCAGGCAAUGAGACAAUCAGUCCUCUCCUCGACAAGUACGACGAGACCAGCAUGCAACAAGUAAACGCGCUGAUAUCGGACUUUCAAAUGUUCCGGAUUCAUUAG